CCGCCGCCGCCGCGCAUCAGUAUGCCCAAAACGGUGUUCCGAGUGUGUUUUUGUGUGUGUGCGCCGCCCGUAGGUCGUAUAUCGUACCAUAUGAUCGCAGGGAAUAAAAAAAUUGUCUCGUCAUUCGUCGUUCGUUUAGUGUCGAGUGUUGUUGACCGGAUCGCCGUCGGGAUACUAUUGGAUAUAUAAUAUUAAUAAUAUUAUAAGACUCGUAGGACCGCGCGAGCGUGCGAAUUCUCGUCUCCAGCGUGUUUCGUUCGUUUUCCUCGCGUCGUAUUUUGAAAUCCCGUCUCGCUGUUUUAUCUUUUUAUGUCGGACGUCCUCAGUAUUUUGAUCACCGUCGUCCUGUAUAUAUUAUAAUAGUAGUGUCGUAUGUACUAUAACUUCGUAGAUAUACGUUUUUAACUAUCCGCCGCAAUCCGUGCACGCGCAGUAAUAUAGUACCUAUAUAGUAUAUAGUGCAUGUCGUAUUGGAUGCGCCAACGAUGAAUUCGUUUCUAACGCACAACACGCUGCCGUACCAUCAACCGACGCAGAUGCACCAGAUGAUGAUGGUGGAGCCCAAGUACUCGCCGCCGGACGACUACAGCAACAUGCAGAACUAUAUGGGUUCGCCGGACUUUUUCGGCAGCCCUCACCACCAGCAUCACCACCACCAACACCAGCACCACCACCCCUCCCAUCACGCCAAUCACCUGAGCCAACAGACUCAACACGUCGGCGGCAGUGGCGGCGGUGGCGGAGGCGGUAGUGCUGGCCACCAGCAGCAAGUGCAGGCCAGCGGCGUCGUCGGCGUUGGAAGCUCGGGAGGCCUCGGGGUAAGCAGCGGCGGCGGUGGCGGGGGUGGCCACUAUCAGGGACACUAUCAACAACAGAUCCAGGCCAUGUACCCGAGCCCUGGCCAGACGCCGUCGUAUUACACCAGCGCGGCAACAAAUUACGGCGCGUACCAGAUGCACCACGGUGGCCAAAUGCCGCUCGAGGCCCAACAGCCCCCAGCCUCCCUGAUGCACAACGCCGCGGGGCAACAGUGCCAGGGCGGCAGCAUAAUACCGUCCGGGGCCGGCGGUGGCCUGCAGGCUGUGGCCCUCAACGCGGUCAUGUCGCACGACAUCAAGGACGACUCGUCGCCGUCGCCGCUGCCGUGCCAUCUGCAACCCAGCCCGUCGUCGUCCAACCACAUGUCCAACAACCCGCUAGACGGGUCAUGCUCUGACGACAUGGACGACUGCAACACGGACACGGACGAGAUGAUGAUGACCACGGUCAAUGGGUCGCCGAUCAUGAUGGACGACAGCGAGUCAUCGGACCGGGUCAUCUAUCCGUGGAUGAAGAAGAACCACGUGGCCGGAAUGCCGAACGGUGCGUACCAGCCGGUGGACGUCAAGAGACAACGGACCGCUUACACCCGGUACCAGGUGCUGGAGCUGGAGAAGGAGUUUCACUUCAACAAGUACCUGACCCGGAGACGGAGGAUCGAGAUCGCCCAUUCGCUGGUGCUGUCCGAGCGGCAGAUCAAGAUAUGGUUCCAGAAUCGGCGUAUGAAAUACAAGAAGGACAACCAUCUACCCAACACGAAAAACGUGCGCCGGAAAAACGGAAGCACGCAACCGGCGGGUAAAAAGUCCCGGGCCAAAAACAACAACAACAACAAUAACAACAGCAACAACAAUAACAACCAUCAGCAGCAGCCGCUGUGCUCGCCGUCCGGGUUGAAAAUCGAUUCGCACGACAUGUCACCACAACAACAACCCGAGUUAAGGUUACAACAGCAGAACGAUGUCGGGUCGACGUCGCUGAUGUCCGCAAUAAUACCGUCGUCGUCGACGUCUUCGUCUUCGUCGUCGUCCGCCGCCGCAGCCGCGUCGGUCGCUGGACACAACAACCCGGCCGCCGCCAUGCAGCAACAGCUUCACCAACAACAGCAGCAACAACAACAACUACAGCAACAGCAACAGUUACAACACUGUAUGAACCACCGCGGGCCACCGCCGCACCUGUCUCAACACCUACAACAACAGGGUUUGGCCAUCGGGGUCGGCGCCGGCGAGUACGGCCUCACUCAGCUGUAACGGCACGUUUGCAGAUCGUGAGCCGCCCGUUUUCCAAGGUAUAAGUUACUUGACAUAAAAUGAAAAUAUACGAAAAAAUAAUACUGUAAAAUCCAACAAAUAAAAAUACGAAAGUGAUCACCGCGUUAUGGUCGAUAUAUAAUAUAUAGGUAUUAUACCCAGGUACUAUUUUAACCACUGUCAUUAUACCUAGGUACUAUUUUGACCACUGUCACUAUGCCAAUGACAGAUGUCAUGUUAAAUUCUUCAGACGUUCUAUACGGGUUUCUUCUUUUCGUGUUGUUCUCCCCACGGUCAGAUUGAUUAUAUAAUAAUAUACCUUCACGCCCUCGGAUCCAAGUCCCCAUGGGAUCGAUCGAUUUUGCGGCGGUUUGGCGCCGUUUGGGAGGGGGGAAUCUUAAUUUAUAUACAACACUUAUAAUAUAUGCGCGAUUGCCACGGUCGAUUUUCCAUACCAUCGCGUUUCCGAUUUAUAACACCUGACUUACGAGUAACGUAUAUAGUAUUGCGUAUGAUAAGAUAUAGUUUGUAGCGGGUAUAUUAUAUAUUUAUAUAAUAUUAAUUACUAAAAGAAAAAUAAUAUUUUGACCGUGGGAAGAAUAUAAUAUAAUAACUCCUAUGAAAUAAUAUCGUAUAACGUAUUCGUGCUUGACAACGGGUUUAUUGAAAUCUUCUGGCGAAACCAUUUCCAACGCACGGUAGAUUCACAUAAAUAAAUAAUUGGUUAAAAUGUUUAUAUUUAUGGAAAAAAAAUGUUAUUUAUUGUUAGUAUCUCUUACAUUUAGAUAUUUUUUUGUCCAAUCGUUUUGUUUUCGUUACGAUAAAAAGAUUCUAUAUAAUAUACAAUAUAUAAUAAUUUAUAUAAUUUAUAAAAUAGAAAAUAUUAUUUAUAUACAUGUGCAUAUAUAUAUAUAUAUAUAUAUGUAUGAGGUAUAUGAAAUAUUAUAUGAAGAUUAAAAAUUAUAUACAGCUCAUUUGUAAAUUUUAAAAAUAUUGUAAUAUUUAAGGAAUCGUAUUAUUAUUAUUAUUAUUUUUUUUUUAACACUUUUCUUAAGUUUGGUUUCACGUCUGUCUGUGAUCAAAUCUUGCGCGCUCGAUUUGAGGCACUUUUUGAAGAUGAAAAAUUCUGAAAAUUGGUAUAGACCUUGGUCUUGGAUGACAAUACAAUAAUCCGUUGUCAUUUUGGGACAUGGACCAAAAAAAAAAAAAAGGAUUGUCCCCACGACGUCGCCGUAAUAUCUCUCGCAGAUAUUGAACUUUCUCUCUUCCCCAAAAAAAAACCGCAACCUCUUACGAAGCAAGUAUAGGCGUGUCCUAUCCAUUAUUAUAAUAUCUAUGGUAACAACGGUAAUUAUUACCAAAUAACAUUAUACCGGUAUUCUGAUAUAGGUACCGAAAACACCGGAUAACAUAUUUCUUAAACGUUUAAUAAAAAUAUUUACUUUCAACUAAAAAGUAGAAAAUAAAAAAUAAAAAAAAAAAUUUUAAAAACACACUUUUCCAUAAAAACAUUUAAAAAAAAAUUUUAAAAAUUGCACUAAAAAGACAAAAAUAAUUCUCUGUACUUAAAAAUAAUGAAAAAUUUAUUGAUGAAAAAUUUAAAAGUGUGUGGUGCAUCAUACAAAACAUUAAAAGCCGAGCUAAGUCUCACAUACACUUCUUUGUUCAAUCCUGUUUAUAAGAUAGUGACUGGCAGUAUAUGUCAAGUAUAAGAGCAAAAUAAUGAAAAAUUUACUGAUGAAAAAUUUAAAAGCCAAGGAAAGUCUCACAUACACUUCUUUGUUCAAUCAUGUUUAUAAGAUAGUGACUGGGAAUAUAUGUCAAGUGUAUGAGCACCACACACUUUUAAAUUUUUCAUCAAUAAAUUUUUCAUUAUUUUUAAGUACAGAGAAUUAUUUUUGUCUUUUUAGUGCAAUUUUUAAAAUUUUUUUUUAAAUGUUUUUAUGGAAAAGUGUGUUUUUAAAAUUUUUUUUUUUAUUUUUUUUUAUAAUCUUUUAAUGUGUACAUAAAAUAUAAAUCACGAAAACACAAGCUCAUUUAUUUAUUGACCUAUAAAAUAUAAUAUAUAGGUAUUACUACUUUAUUAUAUAAUAUUCACAUUUCUACUGUAAUAUGUAUAUGUUUUUCCAUGACUAUGUAUAAACUAUAAAUUAAAAGAUAUUUUUUGUUUAAUCGUCGUUGUCGAUUGAUUUUAGAAAGUCUUUUUUUCUUUUUUUGUAUACUCAAAGAAAAAGAAAAUAUUUUUAACUUAUGUAUUAUACCUAUAUGCUAUGUAUAAUAUAUUAUUAUUGUAUACUUUAAGAGUCGCUAUAUAUAUUUUCAACCUUUAUUGUUUUAAAAUAUGUUUUUCUUUUCGUUUUUCCUUUUCCAUAUAUUAUAUAAUAUAUGAACAUCAUACCUGUUAUGCUGAGUCCGACGAUACGUUUCAGUAUAGAAAGUGUUAUUAUUAAACAAUAUACAUUAUACAUAAUAUAUUACAUAUUAUUAUACUGUGUAAUAAUACGAGCAUAAUAUUAUAAAUUAUUAUCCAAACAAAAAAUAUUCCGAACACAUUUAUAUACGAUAUGGAGAAAAGCAAAUUAAAAUAUAA
Messenger RNA from Metopolophium dirhodum (rose-grain aphid), 4662 nucleotides. Its product is annotated as homeotic protein deformed-like. Gene Ontology annotation, cellular component: nucleus. Gene Ontology annotation, molecular function: DNA-binding transcription factor activity, RNA polymerase II-specific; RNA polymerase II cis-regulatory region sequence-specific DNA binding. The coding region runs from base 486 to 2072 and encodes 528 amino acids. Gene Ontology annotation, biological process: regulation of transcription by RNA polymerase II; anterior/posterior pattern specification. Lineage: Eukaryota; Metazoa; Arthropoda; Insecta; Hemiptera; Aphididae. The record is from RefSeq and is a predicted model, not a curated record. The transcript is spliced from 2 exons.